AUAAUACGCACUGGAGGUUCACAACUCCGACAGUCGAACGGAUAAUCCAUCCCGAUAUUGCCCGCUAUAAUGUAAAUAUUAUUACCGUCCAUACGAGGCAGCGACGACCGCUUCGCAGUAGCGAUGGGUUAGACCCGACGCUUGGAUUAUCCGCUUUGUACACUUUGCAAUGAUGGGAGCUGGAAUGCGUGAUUUUAGCGGAGACACACUGACAAAGGGGGGAGAAUCCUGAGACGCACUGAGCGAGGGAAAAUACUCUUCUCCCUCAUUUGAUUUUCGUCCUUCCCUUAGUUUUCUUUUGAGAAAUGAUUGAAGAGUUGGUGUGCAGCACAGUCGCUUUGGUGCUCUAUCUCAACACGCUGGGCGCGGACUUCUGCUACGAUGACAGCCGUGUGAUCAAGACCAACCAGGACCUUCUGCCGGAGACGCCCUGGAUCAACAUCUUCUACGACGACUUCUGGGGCACCCUGCUGACGCACAGCGGCAGCCACAAGUCGUUCCGGCCGCUGUGCACCCUGUCGUUCCGGCUGAACCACGCGCUGGGCGGGCUGGAGCCCUGGGGCUACCACCUGGGCAAUGUGUCUCUGCACGCGGCCGUGACCGCGCUGUUCACACGGCUGUCCCGCGGGCUGCUGGGGGCGCGCUGGGCCCUGGGGGCGGGGCUGCUGUUCGCCGCCCACCCCGUGCACACGGAGGCCGUCGCGGGCGUGGUGGGGCGGGCCGACCUGGGGGCGGGGCUCUUCUUCCUGCUGUCCCUGCUGUGCUACACACGCCACUGCGCCCUGAGGCCCCGCCCCGGCCCCUCUGACCACGCCCACGCCUGCACCAGUCCCACCAAUGGCCCCGCCCACUCUGACCCUGACUCCGCCCUCUCUGUCCCUGGCCUCGCCCCCCGCUGCUGGGCGUGGCUCCUAGCAAGCCUCCUAUUGGCCGGCUGCAGUAUGCUCUGGAAGGAGCAGGGCGUGACUGUGCUGGGCGUGGCCGCCGCCUACGACCUGUCAAUCUGCCAUAGGCUCCGCCUCCGGCCCCUCCUCCACCUGCUGCGCAAGAGGAAGCCGGCGGGCCUGCUCCAGAGUGUGAGUGUUCUGGCUGUUUGGGGCGCUGUUCUCCUGGCUCUGCGUCUGUACUGGAUGGGCAACAAACCGCCCAGCUUCUCCAACUCAGACAACCCUGCGGCCGACUCGCCCAGCCUGCUCGCCCGCACCCUCACCUUCCUGUACCUGCCCGCCGCCAACGCCUGGCUGCUGCUCUGCCCCAGCACGCUGAGCUUCGAUUGGUCCAUGGACGCCCUGCCCCUCUUAAAGACGCCCUCCGAUUGGAGGAACCUGCACACGCUGGCGUUCUACGCGGGGUUCCUGCUCCUGGCCUGGGUGGGGCUGCGUGACCCGGCCUCGCCCCAGGACCACGUGCCCAACGGGAAGGCGCACGUUCCCAACGGGAAGGCCCACGUUCCCAACGGGAGGCCCAGCUCCAACGGGCACAGCUGCCCCCCCUCGCCGGAGCACGGCAGCGCCCCGCCGGGGGGUCUACAGGGCGAGGAGAGCGGGGCAGAGCCCCACGGAGACGCAGGGCCCUCCCUGCCCCCCACAGAGAGCCUGGUGCUGUUCUCCCUGGCCCUGCUGGCCCUGCCCUUCCUCCCGGCCUCCAACCUCUUCUUCUACGUGGGCUUUGUGCUGGCCGAGCGCGUGCUCUACAUCCCCAGCAUGGGCUCCUGCCUGCUGCUGGCGGCCGCCCUGCGGGCCCUGUGGGUGCGGCUGUGGCCCCGCCCGGCCCGGGCCCUGCUGCUGUACAGCGCCGCCGCGCUGGUCCUGCUCUACGGCACCAAGACCCUGCUGCGGAACCGGGACUGGGCCAACGAGGAGCUGCUGUACCGGUCCGGCAUCGGCGUCAACCCCGCUAAAGCCUGGGGUAACCUUGGCAACGUGCUGAAGAACCAGGGCAAGGUGGAGGAGGCGGAGCAGGCCUACAGGAACGCCCUGCGUUACCGUGGCAACAUGGCCGACAUGCUGUACAACCUGGGUCUUUUGCUGCAGGAGAACCACCAGCUGUCUCAGGCCCUGCACUACUAUAAACUGGCCAUUGGCAGCCGGCCAACUCUGGCAUCCGCGUACCUGAACACUGGGAUCAUCCUGAUGAACCAGGGCCACCUGGACGAUGCCAGGCGCACCUUCCUCACCUGCGCGGACAUCCCCGACGAGAACCUGAAGGACCCCCACGCCCACCGCAGCUCCGUGACCAGCUGCCUCUACAACCUGGGGAAACUCCUGCACGAGCAGGGCCUCCAGGAGGAAGCGCUCUCCGUCUACCACGAAGCGAUGCAGAAAAUGCCAAAACAGUUUGCGCCUCAGAGUCUGUACAACAUGAUGGGAGAGGCCUACAUGAGGCUGAACAAGCUGAACGACGCAGAGCACUGGUAUCGAGAGUCCCUGAGAGCCAAGCCCGACCACAUCCCCGCCCACCUCACCUACGGGAAACUGCUGGCCAUCAGGGGCCACAAAAUGGAGGCCGAACGGUACUUUCAGAAGGCGAUUAAACUGGACCCCAGGAAGGGGAACUGCUACAUGCACUACGGUCAGUUCCUGCUGGAGGAGUCUCGGGUGAUGGAGGCAGCAGUGAUGGCGGAGAAGGCAGCAGACCUGGAGAGUGGGGAGUUUGACUUGGUGUUCAGCGCCGCGCACAUGCUUCGGCAGGCCAGUCUGAACGAGGCAGCUGAGAAGUAUUAUAAAAUGGCAGCGGGUCUCAGACCGGACUAUCCAGCAGCGCUGAUGAACCUGGGUGCCAUCCUCCACCUGAACGGGAAGCUCCGGGAGGCGGAGUCUCAUUACCUGCGUGCGCUGCGCCUGAAACCACAGGACGCCAUCACACAGUCCAACCUGCGCAAGCUCUGGAACAUCAUGGAGAAGCAGGGCCUGGAGCCGGCCAGCCCCUGAGCCCAGCGGGGCGCGGUGCCCUCUGCAGACACACAGCGGGACAGCGGGGGGGGCAGGGGGGUCCUGCAGCGGGACAGCCUGCUGGGAGGCCUCAGAUCACUGCUGAUUGGCCCACAGCCCUCACCCGGAGGCCUGCCGCCCGCACGUGAUUGGACGAAGCCCAGUUCCUGCGGCGCUCUCUCCCGCGGCUGUGCAGAGUGCAGGGCAGGUGGCGGUUUGGGGCGGUGUCCAUGGUGACGGGGGUUACAGGUCACCUGUUGCAGCACACGCGAAGCGUUUAGCGCAGAACGUCAGACCCCAUUCAGGCAUUUUGGUCUGCUCCAUGUGAAGGGGCUGGUGGUUCAGAGAUUCACAUGAACAUGAACAUGCACCGCUGAGUGUGUGUGCGUGCGUGCGUGCCAGUGUGAGUGUGAGUGUGUGUGUCCAUGGACCAGCCCUCUCACACAUGGUCCUGUGUUCUCCAGCUCUGCUCAAAUGGACACUUACUUUUAUAGAAAGUGUUUCUACCAAUAAAAAUAGAGAAUGAGCAGAUACCACCUCUUAUGCUGUCCACGGACACUGACUGUUUAUACUGAAUGAGAGACUUUUUGUCAAAUUUAUUUUAUUUAUUUUACAUUUCUUAAUGAAAUCAAAGGUCAGUUUGAGGGAAAAGUUAAGUGACACUUAAGCAUAAUAUUUUAAAUUAAACUCUAAUGUGCUGCCACUUUGUCUUGUAAAAUUCAGAAUGUAUGGGCAGAUAUAUCACAGGUCAUUAAAUAUGAAAUAAAAAAACUAUUCAUUCUGAAGUCUAACCUUAAUUAGCCAACCCCCUCCAGUGAGCGUAGACAGCAGUGAGUGUUCACGGAUGAUUGUUCUGCGUGUAGAAAGGCACAGAACUCCCUCCAGUUAACAGAUGAAAAGAUGGAGAUUUCCGUGGUUAGAGGGCUCGAGUCUUCCUCAGCGGACUUGCCGGUCCUGCCCUUUAAGCACAAUGACAGCAGCAUCAGCUCUCUGGCUCUUUACCCCGGCCGUACACUCCGUUAACCUCGUGACACAGUCACUGCUCAUGCGUCAGGGAGUCUAAAUUUGCAUUUCCGUUUCAUUUCCGUGUGUGCGUGCGCGUGUGCGAGCGCUCGCUCAUCUCUUGCCAGAUAGGUAAAUUCAGGACAUGUGGGAUAAAUUUGAACUUGUUCUAAUUUUUUAAAACUUUCUUCAGGGAAGUUUCGCAACUUUCAUUCUAUUUUAGGAUACACAUCAUUUCUCUUGUUUUUAUUUUUUACAGACUCUGUUUCUCCAACAUGACACAGUAAUCCGUACUAAUGCUACUUCCAGAUAAACGGCAUUUCAGGAAUCUCGUGCUGCAGCAGUGGUAUUUCAUAGGAGGUUCAAUGGUACAUAUCAUGUUGGAAGUUUCUCCAUUUCAUUUCAAGUUUAUUAAACUUAACUUAUUGUGUUUUCUCUUAGCUAGUACAACUGACUGCACUUUGUAUUCUAUAAUAAUGUUUCAUGGAAAUAAAUUCUAUUUUGGCACAUUG
Messenger RNA from Conger conger (European conger), 4444 nucleotides. RefSeq names its product protein O-mannosyl-transferase TMTC2-like. Gene Ontology annotation, cellular component: endoplasmic reticulum membrane. The record is from RefSeq and is a predicted model, not a curated record. The transcript is spliced from 12 exons. NCBI's taxonomy places the organism in Eukaryota, Metazoa, Chordata, Actinopteri, Anguilliformes, Congridae. Gene Ontology annotation, molecular function: protein binding; mannosyltransferase activity. The coding region runs from base 306 to 2930 and encodes 874 amino acids. Gene Ontology annotation, biological process: protein O-linked glycosylation via mannose.